UUUAAUAUUAUUUUUAUUUUAAUAAUUGUAUCAUACUUGUGAUUGAGAAUUUGUGACUCAUAUUCAAUAACAUGGAUCAACUCAAAUGUAUGCGAUGUAACAAAUAUUUUAGUUAUAAAAGAACUCUAAAGCGACACUUGGUUACAUGCGGAUCCAAACAUCAUAAAAAUAUAAUUUCUAUAAAAUGUCCUGAUUUACGUUGUAGUAAGAUAUUUACCAACAAAAAAACUAUUGAAAGUGCAUAUAGAGAUUGAUCAUGGCGUGCAAUUGCAAGAAAAACAAAUAAGAUUUGCUUCUAUGCAUGAAUUCAAUGAAUGGAAAUCAGAAGUUGAAGAAAAUAUUUUAUGUGUUUACGUGUUAAGUGCUCGUAGAACUAAUUGUCAGAAUAAAAAGAUAAUGUAUCUGGAUUGUUGCCAAACUAGUAUUUUUGGUAGCACAUUAGAUAUCCGGAAUGUAAAAUGCCAAACUAAAAAUAUUGGUUCUACAUGCUCUUCGUCAAUGAAAGUAGUAACAGAAAAAAAUGGAACCAUUGUUGUAGACUUUUGUAUAACUCAUUUUGGUCAUGAUGUGAAUCUUGAUAGAUAUUAUUUUACACCUGAACAAGACCUACAAUACUUACAAAAUUUCUACAAACUUUAAGAAAAUAACAGUUUUUCUACGUCAACAAAUGAACAUGAUUUCAAUAAUGUUAAUUUUUGUUUUUCAAUACUCAUUAAUUAUGUUAAUUAUUAACAAUGAUAUGAGGCCUAUUAGUGUGUGCCUAGAGGAUGUAGAAAAUCAAGACAAG
Sipha flava (yellow sugarcane aphid) is the source of this 787-nucleotide messenger RNA. RefSeq lists its product as uncharacterized. NCBI's taxonomy places the organism in Eukaryota, Metazoa, Arthropoda, Insecta, Hemiptera, Aphididae. The record is from RefSeq and is a predicted model, not a curated record. Bases 298 to 639 code for a protein of 113 amino acids. The transcript has 4 exons.